Messenger RNA from Mollisia scopiformis, 1200 nucleotides. RefSeq lists its product as uncharacterized. The transcript has 3 exons. The coding region runs from base 325 to 1200 and encodes 291 amino acids. NCBI's taxonomy places the organism in Eukaryota, Fungi, Ascomycota, Leotiomycetes, Helotiales, Mollisiaceae. The record is from RefSeq and is a predicted model, not a curated record.
CAAAGAUUUAUACAAUCCCUUUCAAAAAUAUCUAUUCGCCUACUUAUUUCUGAGAUUAUGUAAAGGUGAUAAGAUGGCUAACACGUGACUCUAGUCUAGGCUCCUAGGUAUCAUUCUUCAAUACCUAAGCCUCACCUCUCCAGAAAGCAGUUCAAUCCAAGACUUUUACGUACUCUUGCUUCACAUUAUAUUCUGAAGGGUACUGAUCUGGCAGUAUAGCCACGGGCUUGAGGACUCUGGACGGCACGACUUACAUCUCCAAUCUCUACCUGAAUCGUCACAGCCUUGUGUACAGUGUUUGGCAGGUCUAGCUAGAGAUCGGGCAUGGCUCCCCUCCGGUUACUCGAUGUUAACUCAAUGCAAUUCGCCGAUGGCAGGUAUCUUGCAGACAAAGAAAGGCAAUCAGGGAAAGUCGUCCCGUAUGCCAUCUUGUCGCACAGAUGGCUAGCAGAGGAGGACGAGGUCCAGUUCGACGAUAUCAAGUCUGUAGAGGUGGCCGUAUCGAAGAAAGGGUUCGCGAAGAUCUUCAAGUCUUGUAGGCUUGCUAAAGAGCAGGGUUUGGAGUUUGUGUGGCUUGAUACUUGCUGCAUUGAUAAAGGCAACCCAGCUGAGCUACAGGAGUCCAUCAAUAGCAUGUAUCGCUGGUACCAAGACGCAGCUGUAUGCUAUGCGUAUCUGAAAGAUACAGAAGCAACUUUCCCGAGCUCAAUGGAAAAUGAUGAAUGUUCUUCGAAUGUCCGGCCAAUGGGUGACGUUUGCGGGGGUUGGACACUUCAGGAGCUCAUUGCACCACGUCGUGUGGAGUUUUACGACACCAAUUGGCAGGCUCUUGGCGACAAACACUUCUUGAAAGAUCGUAUCAGCGCGGUUACCAAGAUCGAUAGAGCCAUUCUGGAGGGUUCGAAGUCUCUGGAAGAUUGCUCGGUUGCAGCACGCCUGUCUUGGGCCUCAAUCCGGCAAACCGUCAAGAUCGAAGAUCGAGCUUAUAGCCUUCUCGGCUUGCUCGGAGCCAAUAUGCCUAUGCUGUACGGCGAGGUUGAGAAGUCAUUCAUGCGCCUUCAAGAAGAGAUCAUCAAGACCUCUGACGAUCAUUCAAUCUUUGCUUGGAAGGGAAGUCAAAGACGAGUAUCCCGGUCUUCUCGCCGACUCCUUAGACAACUUUCAGAACUGUGGAUCUGUCAAGUGCACUCAUUUCCGUAG